AUGAGCAGUGUCCAAUAUUCCCUAGGCAAGGUGCCCUUCUCAUGGGAAAACAUGCCUGGUGUCUCCAAAGCCACACAACCACCACACCCCUACAGAGAGCUGCCACCCCCACCUUGCCCUUGUGGUGAGGCUUCUCCUAAACUCUCUCUCCAAGAUUUUCAUCUGCCUCUACCUCCCUGCACCUUUCAGCCCCUCUCAAGAAGCUCCUCCACAAAGGCUCUUAGAAAACAUGAAGACCCUUUUCUAGCGGCCUUCCAAGAGUGCACCAAGCCCCCCGAGGGGAAGGCAAAGGACAAGACGACGUCGUCGAAUAAAUAUUGGUUUCAAUCUGGACUGGGGAGUUGGUUUGGGUUUGGCUUGUCGUGUAAACGGUCGAGCAGUGUAAGGGAUGAUAGUUUGGUCAGGGUCUCUCGGGUUCCCUAUCAUAGAGACGGAACACUUUAG
Prunus armeniaca (apricot) is the source of this 444-nucleotide messenger RNA. NCBI's taxonomy places the organism in Eukaryota, Viridiplantae, Streptophyta, Magnoliopsida, Rosales, Rosaceae. The record is from the annotation of a GenBank genome assembly.